AUGGGUGACCUGAAGGCGGUGUUCUCUUCCCUUUUGGGAAAAGAGAGCGCCAAGAAGGUAAGGAAGGACAAGGACAAGGACAAGAAGAAGGACAAAAGGAAGCGGGAAAAAAAGGAGAAGAAGAAAAAGAAAAAGGAGAAGGGGAAGGACAAGACGAAGGAGAAAAUUGGGCGGCGAAUUGAGAAGAAGAAGAAGAAGAAAGAAGUUGAAGAAGAAGAAGAAGAAGAACCAGAAGAGAAUCAACGAAACGGACGAGCGCAACAAGAGCUACCAUUACAACAGGUAGAUGGAUACGAGAUUUAUGAAGAAGAAGAAGAAGAAGAAGAAGAAGAGGUACAAGAACACCGGGGACAAUCCGUUCCCAGAAAACGGAAGAAGAAGGAGAUUUUGAAACCACGGGCAGACAAAUCGAGAAAAAAGCCAAAGGAAAACAACGACGACGACGACGACGACGACGUACAAGUUGCAGGAGAACAAGAAGGAAGAAAGAAUUGGAAGUGGAACGCACACAAUCUCGAAGGACAAAAGUAUGGACAGUGGUCGGAGACGGAGCAGGAAGCGUUGACGAAUGCUUUAGAAACGUGGUGUAGAAGCAACCGCUGUCUCGACAAGUUCAACCGCAAAGACUACUCGUUCUUGUUGAGAGAACGAAACCAAAGUCGACGUGAACUGGAUAAAACUAUAUACUACGAAAUUAGCGCCGAAGUAAACACGAGAAAUCCGCAGCAGUGCUAUGAACGCAUUCGGAGAACGCUCAUUCGUUCGGCGAAAGGUGCGGACGAGCUCAGGAACAAAGAAUGGUCCGACGAAGAAAAGGUGCGAUUGAAAAGCUUAGUAGAUAGGUACGGCAACACCGCUUGGAAUGAGAUUGGAAAGAGGCUUGGACGCGAUGGCCAAAAUUGUCGCGAUAAAUAUCGCAGCACAUUUGAUAUUUUUGACGAAAACAGAGGAGAAGUAAAGAAGGGGCGAUUCAGCGAUGAGGAACGAGCAAAGUUCCGAAAAAUCAUGGAGGAGUAUUACGAAGAACACGGCAUCGAGCUCGGGAACCCGGAAGACGGUAAACACGGGGAAUUUUUAGACAACAUUAGUUGGACCGUCGUCGCGAAGAAGUUGGGCGGUAAUCGUUCGGAAAAGUCGUGUUUCACUCACUGGAAAAACGUCCUAGCUGCGGGCGAAAAAGGGGAUUUCAUGGUGGAGAACGGAGCCUGGGGAGGCUACGACGACGACGCCUCUCUGUUGGAACAAGUGAAAGAACAGUGCAUUUCGGACGAAAUGAACGAAGUGGAUGUAGAUUUCAGUCUUAUCACCGUUCCUGGUCGUUCGCAAACACAAAUCGUCCGCAGAUGGAAGUUUCUCAAGCAAAGAACCGAUACGAGAAAAGUCAAGGCGCUUUCGAAGAAGAUUGAAAAAUACGAAGCAAAAGUCGUGAAGGAGAGGAGAAAAGAAGCACGACGCAGAGUAAGUUAA
This is a messenger RNA of Bathycoccus prasinos, 1467 nucleotides long. RefSeq lists its product with no specific name. The transcript has a single exon. Bases 1 to 1467 code for a protein of 488 amino acids. Lineage: Eukaryota; Viridiplantae; Chlorophyta; Mamiellophyceae; Mamiellales; Bathycoccaceae. The record is from RefSeq and is a predicted model, not a curated record.